Molecule: messenger RNA, 1750 nt
Organism: Rhipicephalus sanguineus (brown dog tick)
Lineage: Eukaryota; Metazoa; Arthropoda; Arachnida; Ixodida; Ixodidae
Product: lipase member M
Exons: 9
Coding region: 3-1208 (401 amino acids)
Biological process (GO): lipid metabolic process
Molecular function (GO): hydrolase activity, acting on ester bonds
Source: RefSeq, a predicted model, not a curated record
UCAUGCUAUGGAUUCGCUACUGCGUACUGUGGUUUGCCUGCCCUACACAGCGAUCGUUCAUAGUGAGCCAGUGGCAACCAGACGCGUUUCGGAGCCCGGCCGAGCUCGUGCGAAGCAAGGGUUACGCGGCCGAAGAGCACGUGACGACCACCGAGGACGGUUACGUGCUGAGCCUGCAACACGUGCUGAGUGGUGGAGGCCGACUGCCUGGAGCACUUCCUGGACCGCCAGUCUUGCUCGUCCAUGGACUGCUAUCUUCGGCCGUCGAGUGGGUCAUCAACUACCCGCAUCAGAGCCUCGGAUUCCUGCUUGCUGAUGCGGGCUACGAUGUGUGGCUGGGAAACUACCGUGGCACGCCUUACUCGAGGGGUCACCGAGAGUACAGUGAUAGUGACAGCCGCUACUGGGACUUCCGCCUGGAUGAAAUUGGUCUGCUGGACCUGCCCGCCCUGGUGGACUACGUGCUGGCAAUCACCGGAUGGCCGCAGCUGUUUUUGGUGGGAUUCUCUCAGGGAAACACGGCAGCAUGGGCGAUGCUGGCCGACAAGCCACAGUACAACAACAAAAUACUCGUGGUGGUCGCCCUCGCACCCGUUGCGAACAUGACGUUCAUCCGAAGCCCAGUGCGUGUUCUAGUCCCUAUCUCACCUCUUCUCACGGCGUCGGCCAUCGCUGCCAACCGAGGUCGGCUGCUGGUGCGACCGCAGUGGUUGCGCCGUGUCGCCUACGCCUUGUGCGAGUCACCUCUGCGCUACGCCUGUGCUCUGCCAACCUUCAUCCUGUUCGGCGUCAACCCGAACCAGGUCAAUCAGUCACGCUUGGCGGUCUACACUAGUCACAUUCCCUCCGGUGCUUCCAAGAGGAACGUCGAACAGUACGCCCAGAUCAUUCGAGCCAGGAACUUCGUCAAGUACAACUAUGGUCCACUCAGGAACUUGGAUUUGUAUGGCACAGUGGACAGUCCGGCCUACGAUUUCUCCAAGAUUACAGCACCGGUGGCACUUUUCAGCGCUCGCAACGAUUUCUUCGCCAACCCUGAAGAUGUUUCCACACUUCGGCGAAGCCUGCCAAAUGUCGUGAUGGACUACAUUGUUCCAGAGCCGGCAUUCACGCACUUGGACUUUGUUUUAGGCACUGAUGCAGCUACAGUCGUUUACAGGCCACUCAUCGAUUUUAUGAAUUACUGGAUGCUUUUAUAUGGGGCGUAAAAGAACGACUUGUUUGAAGAGAGGGGCGGGAGUUGGUGCAUUCACCGGGUGACGCAUUGGCAACUAACUGAUAUAAGAUAGCCGCAUUGAUACACUCAUGACACAAAGAUCGAUAACAGCUACAGCGUGUGGUACGUAUAUUGCUGCGCGUAUUUCUCUUUUUUUUUGUUAACGUUUGGUCUUCCGAGGUUUACGUUUUGAAGAUGGCUAAAUUAACGGUGUGAGGAGCCGCGAACUGAUGUUGGCUAUGAAUAAAGCGUUCGCAAAUAAAAAUUCAUUCACUCACGUAAUGAUGAUGUUUUAAUAGCAAGAUAAUGAAGCCGAAAUGCCGUGAUGUGAUGUCGGCUUAUAAGAAAUGUCAAAGGUGUUACCACGUUUCAGAUACCCCUCUCUAAAAUGUGCUACUAAGUAAUAUGACGUUCAAGUUUUUCACAGAAAAGAUUCCCGCUGGCCGACCGGGAUUGUUUUGGCAGGAAUGUGCGUGCAGUUUAAAAUGACAAUGACGCCAAACGAUCAGUCCGUUUACACUAAUAAAUUAUUUU